Molecule: messenger RNA, 363 nt
Organism: Gloeophyllum trabeum ATCC 11539
Lineage: Eukaryota; Fungi; Basidiomycota; Agaricomycetes; Gloeophyllales; Gloeophyllaceae
Exons: 2
Coding region: 1-363 (120 amino acids)
Source: RefSeq, a predicted model, not a curated record
AUGCUGAGCCGAGUCAGCAACUUCCGCCUGCCAAAAGGCGGAAGCACUCGAGCCAACAGGCAUCAAAGCAGACCACCAUCAGUCCCUUCUGGUACAGCUGCAAGUACUGCAUCUAUCCCGGUGCGCUCAGGUAACUUUUGGGACCCCUGCGCUGCUGGCGGUUCCGCUGCGUCUGCUACUCGUGGCCCUGAACAAGAUGAUGUUGCUCCUAUGGACAUCGAGAUGGAUGAUUCUCGGGAAGGGCUGUCUGGAGAGGCUGGAGGGACUCCAGGCUCUCAGGCUGCCGGUUUGAAUAUACCCGCCACUCCCCGUCCUGAUGUUGAAGAUGUACCGGAUGAAGGGGACCAACCUGCCAAGGCAUAG